AUGGCUUCGUUGGUCAAUGUUUUGCUGCGAAAAUCCGCAAAUUUAAAUACUUCGAAAGGACUUUUAAAGAAUAUCCCAGCAAUUUACAAUGUGAACCAAGACAGAAAAGGCCACAGAUGGCUGCCGGACCCUACAUUUAUGAAACAAUUUGAGGGACCUGUUUUAUUUGCGGAUGAAUUCCCUACUGCCCUGACUCAUCCACCAUACCAUGGUAUUGUAACACCUACUGAGAAACAAGUUAAAAAUAUGAUUAUUAACUUUGGUCCACAACAUCCUGCUGCUCAUGGUGUGCUGCGUCUUGUGCUGGAAUUAGAUGGAGAGAUAGUUCGAGCUGCAGACCCUCAUAUUGGGCUACUCCACCGUGGUACAGAGAAAUUAAUUGAAUAUAAAACAUAUACACAAGCAUUGCCAUACUUUGACAGAUUGGAUUAUGUGUCUAUGAUGUGCAAUGAACAAUGUUACAGUUUAGCAGUAGAAAAGCUACUAAAUAUUGAUAUACCACUGAGAGCAAAGUACAUAAGAACCUUGUUCGCGGAAAUAACCCGUAUUCUUAACCACAUAAUGGCGGUGGGGACACACGCCUUGGAUGUAGGAGCGCUGACACCCUUCUUCUGGCUGUUCGAGGAGCGAGAGAAAAUGAUGGAAUUUUACGAGAGGGUCAGUGGCGCGAGAAUGCACGCGGCCUAUAUACGACCAGGGGGAGUGUCGUUGGACAUGCCUCUCGGUCUAAUGGACGAUAUAUAUGAGUUUGCAAGCAAAUUUGGUGAAAGAUUGGAUGAAGUUGAAGAUGUUCUUACAACUAACAGAAUUUGGGUACAAAGGACCAAGGAUAUUGGGUUUGUGAGCGCACAGGACGCGUUAAACUAUGGAUUUAGUGGUGUAAUGCUCCGUGGGUCUGGUAUCAAAUGGGAUCUUCGUAAGACACAGCCCUACGACGCGUAUGACCUUGUGGACUUUGACGUGCCAAUCGGAACCAACGGGGACUGCUAUGAUAGGUACCUAAUCCGAGUGGAAGAGAUGCGCCAAUCUCUGCGUAUCAUCGAACAGUGCCUCAACCAGAUGCCAGCUGGAGAGGUCAAGACUGAUGAUGCUAAACUAACGCCGCCUUCCCGAGAAGAGAUGAAGACAUCCAUGGAAGCCCUAAUCCACCACUUCAAGCUGUUCACUCAGGGUUACCAAGUCCCUCCUGGAACCACUUACACGGCUGUGGAGGCUCCCAAAGGAGAAUUCGGGAUUUAUCUCGUUUCUGAUGGCAGCUCAAAGCCUUACAGAUGCAAAAUAAAGGCACCCGGCUUCGCUCACUUAGCGGCGUUAGAGAAAGUAGGCAAAAACCUCAUGUUGGCAGAUAUCGUAGCUAUCAUUGGAACACUAGAUGUUGUGUUCGGAGAAAUCGACCGAUAA
Messenger RNA from Pieris macdunnoughi, 1401 nucleotides. The record is from the annotation of a GenBank genome assembly. Lineage: Eukaryota; Metazoa; Arthropoda; Insecta; Lepidoptera; Pieridae.